Mugil cephalus (flathead mullet) is the source of this 3892-nucleotide messenger RNA. Its product is annotated as G1/S-specific cyclin-D2-like. Gene Ontology annotation, biological process: mitotic cell cycle phase transition; regulation of cyclin-dependent protein serine/threonine kinase activity; positive regulation of G1/S transition of mitotic cell cycle. Gene Ontology annotation, molecular function: cyclin-dependent protein serine/threonine kinase regulator activity. The transcript has 5 exons. The record is from RefSeq and is a predicted model, not a curated record. Bases 257 to 1141 code for a protein of 294 amino acids. NCBI's taxonomy places the organism in Eukaryota, Metazoa, Chordata, Actinopteri, Mugiliformes, Mugilidae. Gene Ontology annotation, cellular component: nucleus; cyclin-dependent protein kinase holoenzyme complex; cytoplasm.
UGUUCAUCGGCUGCGGACACUUUACGGCACCACAGAAGAAGAAGCGAGCAGCGGAGAGGCAGCAGGACUGGAGCAGCCCAGCAGUCUCAACCUCAUGCUUCGUCCCGGCCGCUUCUCCUCCUCCUCCUCCUCCUUCUCCUUCUCCUCCAGCCCGCAGUCGAAAACAUUGUGACAAUAUUUAUUCAUUUUAUUUUUCUAUUAUUUAGUAACAAAAACAACAACAAAAAAGAGGCAGGGGGAAGCCGGGGCCCGAGUCAUGGAUCUUUAUUGCCUGGAGUCGGACAUAGCCGUGAAAGCCCAGCCUGACCCAAACAUCCUCUAUGAUGACAGAGUGUUGCAAAGAUUAUUAACAAUUGAGGAGAGAUUUUUACCUCAAUGUUCAUAUUUCCAGCGGGUCCAGAUGGAUAUUCUGCCUUAUAUGAGACGAAUGGUUGCAGGCUGGAUGCACGAGGUGUGUGAAUCGGAGAAGAGUAACGAAGAAGUCUUCCCAUUAGCUAUUAAUUAUUUGGACAGAUUUUUAGCCGUUAUGCCCACGAGAAAAAGUUUUUUGCAGCUCCUGGGAGCCGUGUGCAUGUUCCUGGCCUCUAAGUUAAAGGACUGCAGGCCGCUAUCUGCAGAGAAACUUUGCAUGUACACAGAUAACUCCAUCACGCCACGAGAACUGCUGGACUGGGAACUGGUCGUGCUGGGGAAGUUGAAGUGGAACAUGGCCUCGGUCAUUCCCAAUGAUUUUAUAGAGCACAUCGUACGCAGGCUGCCCAUACCCAAAGACAAGCUGGCGAUGGUCCGGAAACACACGCAGACGUUCAUCGCCCUCUGUGCCACAGAUGACAGCCUUGCCAUGAAUCCUCCUUCCAUGAUUGCCACCGGCAGCAUGGGAGCUGCCGUCUGUGGCCUGCAGCUGGACCACAACGACCAGAGGCUGAGUCGAGACAACCUGACAGACCUGCUGGCCAAGAUCACCAACACAGAGGUGGAUUGUUUGAGGGCUUGCCAGGAGCAAAUAGAGCGCGUGUUGGCCACCAGCCUGCAGCAGGGCCAGCAGUACCGGCAGGAGACCGGCGUCAGAGCCGGCAACAAGGCCAGGGAGCAGCAAGACCAGUCCAGCACCCCCACAGAUGUGCGUGAUGUCAACUUAUGAACUCCCCUCGCCACGUGACUCACACAACACUCGUGCCUGCCUACAAAUGAACUGACUGGGAGUGAGCGGACAUGAGCUGCCAGUAUCAAGUCGCCCCUUUGAGUUGAUGGUGUGACAAUCUAUGAACUUUAGAAAUUAAGACAUCUCUUAAUUUCUUAAUUUUUCUUUUAUUAUUUUUUUUUUUUUUUUUGGUUUCUGUUUGCCCCGUUCACAUCUGGCCAGGUGUACUUCCACCUUUUUGUAUGGGCCACAUGUACCCAAACAAGCUAUUUAAAAACCAAUAGUAAAUUCUUUAAAACUUGAUAGUGCCUUAGGUUCCUAGAGCGGAAACCUGAAUAUAUUUUCAUACUUGAAAAAAAAAAAUAAAAUAAAUUAGCAUAAUUAUAUGAAAUAUACAUAUUUUUUGAUACAACCUAGCAAAACAGAUAUGAUUUUAAAAAUGUAUAUUUAGCUAGCAUUUAAUUAUGUUAAUCAUAUUUAGUGAGCAGUUAUCAAUUUAUAAAUUCAAUGGGGUUUUUCUCGUUUGAAAAUCCAUAUAGUAGAGAUUGAAAUGCUGAUAAUACAGUACAUGGCAUUUAGCUGAUAUACAGCCAGAGGAGUGCUACUGUAGCUAGCAGCUCUAUAUCAUACUGUGCACCUGUAGCACUGCUUACUAUUUAUGCAGGAAAGUGCUGGCCAGGAGUGGGCUGGGCCUGCUCACAAGAGGAAAGACAUGAAGAUGGUGUGGAGCAGUGGCCACUGUCUGAAAACGUCUCGAUUCCACUGCUAACGCCACAGACCGGGCUGUAUGUACACGAAUUUGUUGUGCUGUUUUAUUAUUUUUUUUGUUUUCCGGUGUUGCCCACACAUGUUAGAUCAGUUAGGAGUGUUUUAUUAGUUAGUUUUGGAGUGGGGCCGUUGCCUCAGCCAGGCGGUUCCGAUGUCAUGUUACUAGAGGCAAAGGGAGAUUUGGCAAGUUUUUUUUGUACCAAGUUUUUUGAGAGGAAACGGAAGCGGGUCGAAAAAAGGGGCUUCGCGAGUUUUUGGAGAUCGAAAGCAUGUUGAAAGUUGUCGAAAAGUCUGGGAUGAUGAACAGUGGCGAAACAGUGAGGAAGUUAAGCUUUAUGAUGUUUUCUGCAGUCGCGCGAUACUUGAGCGACACACAAGAAGAAUAAAAAAGAAGAAGAGGAGGAGGAGGAGGAGGAGGUAUAAUCUCUUGAUGUCCGGGGCGAUCGUUUUGGGCGUGCUGCAGUUUCUCUUGUUAUCAGUUCUACCAUUUUGUAGAGAGGGCGUCUUGGAACAAUAUCGAUGCACUUUUUAAACACACUCCUUAAGAUUGGUAAGGGGAUAGUGGUUGAGGAGAGUUCAGUUAGUUUUUUUUUUUUUUUUGGGAGGGGGGGUAUUUUUUUUUUCCUUUUUGGUUUAAGUUAUUUGAGUUUUUUUUUUUUUUUUUUUUUUUUUUUUUUUCUGGGCUGGAUUCCCAUGGGGUAACACCUGUCUUGAAAGCUACGCCCCAGCUACAUAGGAUAAUCGGUGUAGUAAGCAAACUAAGGAAAGACGAGUCACGUGUAGACUCGAGUCUUUUAUUUAACACGGAACUUGAAUUUUAUUUUUAUUUUUUUCCAUAUCCACCCUUCCAAUAGGUUUGUUCAUUGACUUAUAUCCUGUGUCCUAAAUAUUCUUGUUCGUGUUUUGUUCUUUUAAUGUACGCCUUCUCUCUGAACUGAAGUUUAAAACAAAAAAAAACAAAAAACAACUGCCAUUUGUGUUUUACACUUAUGUAAAUAACAGAUUUCUCGACGAGCAGAAAUUCUUGAAAUCCUCAUUACACUUUAGAACAGAAAAAGGUAGUUUGUAUUCGUGCAUGUUUGUGGAAAAAAAAUUAAAAUGUUGUGUUUUUCUGAAAAAAAAAGUGCUUUAAACAACAAAAAAAAAGCUUUUAAAAGUUUUUAUAAUUUGAAAGCAAUGAUUCCAAAGUAAGAAAAAUAGAUUGUAUAUGUCAUUCUCUUGCUGCUACGAAGCUUUUCUUUUCUAGUCUUACACAAAGAUGCCUUAUUGUCAUUCACUUGUGUGCUGCUAUAUAAUGAAAUUUUGUAUUUGCUUAUCUGUUGUAUAUGUACUGGAGGGAACGUAACACAGUUUGGUGCGGGACUGGAAGUACUUGUGUUUGAUUUCCUUGAUUAGCAUGUUUUAUUCUUUUAUUUGUAUCUUUAUACUCUUAUCAUAUUCUUGCUGCUUCUUUUGUUAUGUUUGUGUACCUCAGGUUAAUUUGGACGGAUAGAGCCCAUCUCAUCAUUACCUCAACACACCUCACAUCACACAUACACAUCGCCUUCACUCUUAAUUUGUUGAACGGGUUUCUCUUGUUUUUCUUUGUCGGAUGAGAGCAAGUUUGGCGAUUCUUCUACACGUCGGAAUAAGAAAAUGUCAGCCGCCAGAUCUCACUGAGUAGUCAUGAUUGCCUAGUUUUUAAAUAGGUUAUUUCUCAUAUCUGGUGCUACAAAAACAGCCUAUACCGUUUGUUGUAUGUAUUGGAAAGUCAAAAAAAAAAAAAGUACAUUUUUCCUCCUCAGUUACGUUUUGAUGAAUUCAUUGGAAGAAAGUGGGAUAUGUUUAUUUUUGAGGUACCCUUUAUUUUUCGGACUUUAAACCAUGAGAAUGUUUUUAUUGUUGUUCAGUGUGGUUGAUGCUCAGACUCCUCUUCCACCAUCCCCAUGUGCAACCUCACAGUGUACCUCAACAAUUUGUCCUCAAUAAAUUGGCUAAAAUCAA